UUAGGAUUAGCUCCUUGUUAAUGGGAAGGGAGUCCUUGACCUGCUCUGAGUCCUUCCGCGUUGUAUAUAAGCCGCGGUCUCCUUGGGACCGACACCAGAUUCUUCUUCACCUUCCACAGAACCACACGCAGUUUGCUUUACAGUUUCCACCAACAUCAUGAAUUCUCGCGUGUUCUUGGGUCUCUUCCUGUGCGGCCUCUGGGCCUCUUCCGAGUCUCUCGUCCUCUUGGGGACCACCGCCGCCCUCGGUACUGUCGCCGCCACCACAGUUACCGCUUCUGCAGCGGCAGCUUUGGGCGUGGGGGCGCUGGCGGUGCUCAAGGGAGUGCUCGUAGGGAAGCAUCUGAAGCGCCGCCGUUACGGAAGGGACGUCGAUUCUGUGGAAGACGUUGUUGAAGACGAUGCAGAAGACGAUGCAGUUAAAGUUGCCGUGGCCCAGCAGAUGGAUUCAGCUGGUUGCGUGGCCAAGCUCUUGUGCGAAAUUGAGGCCAUGUCCGCUGACCAGCUCACUCCUUCUAUGUCCUCAUUCAAGACUGCUUUCGAGAACAACGACAACCUCAAGACCGCUCGAGGCGUGUACGAUCUGGCCAUCAAUUUCGGAUCCAAGUUCGCCAAGAAGGACUCGAAGGCCUGCAGUGCCCUCUUCGACAAGUGCGUCCUCUCCAGGGAGGACCUCUCCUUCAUGCUGGAUUCCACCUUUUCUUGCCAGCCUUAAAAGCCUUUUCACAUACACUCUAGUGAGCUUCCUCCAUGCGUCGACGUAGCACAGUCUCCGUCACCAGAAAUGUUGCAGACGGAGGCUUGAAGUGACAUGGUAGCUGUCAGACAAAUGACUGACUGGACCAUAUCGAUAAAUCCUCCUUCCAAAUAACUUAUGCUGCUAUAUUUAUUUAUUUAUUCAUACAUUUCAUACGAAAUAAAAUAAACAAUCGUGA
This is a messenger RNA of Penaeus monodon (black tiger shrimp), 935 nucleotides long. RefSeq lists its product as uncharacterized. The transcript is spliced from 3 exons. Lineage: Eukaryota; Metazoa; Arthropoda; Malacostraca; Decapoda; Penaeidae. The coding region runs from base 158 to 715 and encodes 185 amino acids. The record is from RefSeq and is a predicted model, not a curated record.